GUGCCCAUCCCCGUCACGGGCAGCUGCUGCCCAAAUGGGAUCAGGCUUCCGGGAAGGGGCGGCCGGAUCCUGCCUGCUGCCGCUGCGCCGGGGACGGGACACGGCCAACCGGAGCCAUGGCAUCGCAGCUGGAAGGGGCCAUGGAGACGCUCAUCAAUGUCUUCCAUCACUACUCGGGCAAAGAAGGGGACAAGUACAAGCUGAGCAAGAAGGAGCUGAAGGAGCUGCUGCAGAGCGAGCUGGGCUGCUUCCUGGAGACCCAGAAGGACACGGGUGCCGUGGAGAAGAUCAUGCAGGACCUGGAUGAGAACGGCGACGGGGAGGUGGACUUCCAGGAGUACGUGGUCCUGGUGGCCGCCCUCACCGUGGCCUGCAACACCUUCUUCUGGGAGAACGCCUGACCCCCAUCCCGGCUGAGCACCCCCAAAGCGCAGAGCCCCCCCCCCCCCCCUCAGCUCACCCUCCGCUUCCCAGCACAGGGCAUCCCACUGGGAUCCAGCUCCAUAAUAAAGGCACCGACCCAGCCA
Messenger RNA from Strigops habroptila (Kakapo), 527 nucleotides. It is a transcript of the gene S100A1, whose product is annotated as S100 calcium binding protein A1. Bases 117 to 401 code for a protein of 94 amino acids. The transcript has 3 exons. NCBI's taxonomy places the organism in Eukaryota, Metazoa, Chordata, Aves, Psittaciformes, Psittacidae. Gene Ontology annotation, cellular component: sarcoplasmic reticulum. Gene Ontology annotation, molecular function: S100 protein binding; calcium ion binding. The record is from RefSeq and is a predicted model, not a curated record.